Messenger RNA from Aspergillus novofumigatus IBT 16806, 744 nucleotides. RefSeq lists its product as uncharacterized. The transcript has a single exon. NCBI's taxonomy places the organism in Eukaryota, Fungi, Ascomycota, Eurotiomycetes, Eurotiales, Aspergillaceae. The coding region runs from base 46 to 468 and encodes 140 amino acids. The record is from RefSeq and is a predicted model, not a curated record.
UUCCGUUCUAUCAAGACCCUAGCACCGCCUCAUCUCAUCAUCAAUAUGCAACUCUCUUACUUUCUGGCUCUCCUUGGAGCCUCAAGGAUUGCCUGGGCCGCCCCUGUCGCGAACAAUGACCAAGUGGAAUCAGCCUCUGGCGAUCUUGAGGAAAGCUUUGUCUACACCCAUUAUACCCCCGAGAAGCGUGAUGAAGAUCUCGACAAACGAUUCUACUACACCAAAUACGACCCUGCGAAGCGCGAUGAAGAUCUCGACAAACGAUUCUACUACACCAAAUACGACUCUGAGAAGCGUGAUGAAGAUCUCGAGAAGCGGUUCUACUACAACCCUUACACACCCGAGAAGCGUGAUGAAGAUCUCGAGAAGCGGUUCUACUACACCAAAUACGACCCUGCGAAGCGCGAUGAAGAUCUCGAGAAGCGGUUCUACUACACCAAAUACGACCCUGAGAAGCGUGAUGAGUGAGGGCUCACCGUGAACUGCGCUCAGCUAUCAAUACGGUCGGGAGGUUGAGCGCAAAAUUUGAACCCGGUGAAACAUAUGCCUCGGGCUCAUGCUCCUUGUGUCGUGCAGUAAAUGGGAACAGGGCCAUGUUGAUCCCUACUUUAUUAUCGCAAAUGCGUAUUUGUUGACUUUCUUGUGUUGUGUACUUGGCUUUGAGUAGUUUGGUUACAACAUGCAUUAUGGAUUUAUAGGCAUUCGUUAAGACCGGGUUCUGGGGUUCUUUUGGACACCACAGGC